Molecule: messenger RNA, 1269 nt
Organism: Budorcas taxicolor (takin)
Lineage: Eukaryota; Metazoa; Chordata; Mammalia; Artiodactyla; Bovidae
Gene: MPLKIP
Product: M-phase specific PLK1 interacting protein
Exons: 2
Coding region: 269-808 (179 amino acids)
Cellular component (GO): nucleus; midbody; centrosome
Source: RefSeq, a predicted model, not a curated record
CCAUUGCUGGGGCUUCCCCGGUGUUUGGCCUUUCCUUUAUCCAUCUUCCCCCCUCCUUCCUUCACUUAACUCCAUCUGUACCCAAUUCGAUAACCUACUUAGCCCACCGCCCUAGCGGAACCUUUGUGAGGCGGGAACCAAUGUGCUAUAUUAUACUGGAGGACGGAGGAGUGUUUUGGUGAUGGACCGCCAAGUAUAAGUGAAAGGUUGCUCGCGACAGUUCCGGCAGGAGAACGCGCCAGUGAGAUCCUUGUCGUCGUCCGCUGAGAUGCAGCGACAGAAUUUUCGACCCCCGACUCCUCCUUACCCCGGCCCGGGUGUAGGAGGUUGGGGUAACGGGAGCAGCUUCCGGGGUACCCCGAGCGGAGGCGGACCGCGGCCGCCAUCCCCGCGGGACGGGUACGGGAGUCCACACCACACGCCGCCGUACGGGCCCCGAUCUAGGCCCUACGGGAGCGGCCUCUCUCCGCGACACGGCGGCAGCUUCCCUGGGGGCCGGUUCGGGUCUCCGUCCCCUGGCGGCUACCCUGGCAACUACUCCAAGUCCCCCGCGGGGUCCCAGCAGCAAUUCGGCUACUCCCCAGGGCAGCAGCAGACCCACCCCCAGGGUUCUCCAAGGACAUCUACACCAUUUGGAUCAGGGCGUGGUAGAGAAAAGAGAAUGUCUAAUGAGUUGGAGAGUUAUUUCAAGCCUUCAAUGCUUGAAGACCCUUGGGCUGGCCUAGAACCAGUAUCUGUAGUGGAUAUAAGCCAACAAUACAGCAAUACGCAAACAUUCACAGGCAAAAAAGGAAGAUACUUUUGUUAACAUUUCUGAAAUUCAACUGGACGCUUCAUGUGUCAGGAACAUCUUGGACAAAACUUUUACUUGUAAUUAAAUUGAAACCUAACAUGGUGACUUUGAUUGGGUAAUUAGUUGUGUGUUUCAUCAUAUCAAGUAUUUUUGGUAUUACAGAAGACAUGGUAGGAUAAUUUGCAAUAUUUAGAUCUCUGGAAGUGCCUACCACAAUUUAGAAGAUUGACAUUUUCCAAAUGCUUAACAUUCUUGGUUAUAUAAUGGACAUUUGCCUUUUAAUGUUUUUUUCCAAUGUUUUAAAAUAAAGCAGUUUGUCUUUCUAGCUAUAUUGUGCUUUUGUCGUAUGCUAAAAAAGAAUUAUUAAAAUAAUGAUUUGUAAUCACAUAGUUAGAAUUCAUAAGUAUAUAUUUUGGAUACUGCUUUUGAAAAUAGAUAGACCAUACUUUGUGCUGUAGACAGGUCUAUAUAUUUGU